Paramecium octaurelia is the source of this 1949-nucleotide messenger RNA. Lineage: Eukaryota; Ciliophora; Oligohymenophorea; Peniculida; Parameciidae. The record is from the annotation of a GenBank genome assembly.
AUGAACAUUGAUAAAAAAAUUUAUAUCAUUGAAUAAUUGAUUUAGGAAGCCCAUUCAGAUCUGAAAGUCUUGCUACUUAAUGAAACCUUUACUAAAUAUAUUGAAGCAUCUGAUAUGAUGGCAAUUGAAUUUUUGUGUUAGAAUGCAAGGCAAUUAUUAUAGAUCCUAUUUGUAAAUUAUGACGAAAUUCAACCAAUACAAUAUGAUACUUAUUCAAUACUUAUGACAAAGGUGUGGGAUAUCAUUGAACUUAAUAUAGAAGAAAUUAUAUAGUAGAUUGAAGUAUGUUAGUGACUUUAAAUUUUUAGGUUCAUUUUAAUCACUUAUUUGAGAUAUUAACAUAUACAUUUAUACCAGAUGUUCAAUGGGCUUAGGCAUUUAAGAUUCUUCAAUUAAUUUAAAAAAGAUCCUAAAUAUUGAUAACAGAAUCAUUAAAUGCCAAUAAUUAAUUACUUUAGAAUUUCUUACCAUAUAUAUAUAAUAAUAGUGUUGCUUAGGUAUUGUUGAUAUAUUUUGAAAAUUAAUUUCAUCAAUAGUAAUUAGAAAUUUUGUAGAUUGGAAUAUAAUAAUACUCCAAAUUUGAUUACAGUUCAGCUAUCAAUUUUACUUAUUUAAUUCACGAGAUAAUGGUUAGAAUACAGACUAAAGAAUUAAUGCCAUAUUUACUUUCUAGUUAAGUGCUGCUGAUAGUAAAUGAUGUUUUAUCAUAAGAGACAUUUCAUUUUAUGUAUUGAGUAUAAAAUAUAAAGAGUUCGUAAGAAUGCAGCCCAUAUUAUUUCGCUGAUUUCAAAUUAUUACUCUUUGGAUUUACAAAACUUAUAUUUGGAUGAGCCUUAUAAUUAGCCAAUUACAGAAGAAUUCAGGAAAACAGAGUUCUUUAAAUAUUUCAAUAUUAUAAGUAUCAAAAAUAUCUUAGAAAAAACACUUACAAGAAGUUGCAAGGUAGGCUUGUUAGAUGUAAAAUUGAUUGAAGUAUUACAUUUAUUAUUAAAUAUUAGAUUAUUGAUAAUAUAGUGAGAAUAUCAGACAUUGAAUUAUGGCAAAGAGUUGAUUAAUCUAAUGUGAUGGAAAUCAUAAUAAAUUUAGUUAAGAAGAAUAAUCACUCAGAUAUUUUUAUUUAAUAUGUUUACAAUAUGAUUGCCUUUAUUUUGGAUAGGGCUUUGAAUGAUUUUCAUCCCUUUUGGUGUCUCUAACUAUUAACUAAAAAUAAAUUACAGACUUAAUAAAUAAAAAGAAUAGACCGAUAAUUAUUUGCUUUUGAAUAAUAGCUAUAAAUUAAACUUAUAAGAGAUAGUGAUUUCUUACCAUAUUAUAAUGAGUUGAAAUCAAUUGAAUCUACAUUAAAAAGGUCUUAAGUUUGGAAGGUAAUCAAAGAAUAAAUUGAAAUACAUGAGGACAAGCACAAAUUUAAGUUAGGUGAAGAUUAAGAAACUCCUCAGAUUGAUACCCCAUUUAUUAUCUCUGCAAUCUAAGAAGAUGAACCUGAUGAGAUUAUUGAGCCUCAAAAUAAUAUCUUUAUAGAUUGCUUUAAUAAGUAAUCACCUAUGGAUAGUCUUAAUAAUAAUGAUGAUUCUGAUGAUGAAAAUAAAGUGGUUGGUACUUUCUAAGGCAUGGAUACUUUAAAUAAGUUGAAAAAUGUGUUUGAGUAAAUGGAUUUAUAGGAUCAGGAUGCACUGGAUGAUAAUUAGAAAGGAAUUAAGAUUAGAAAUUUAUCAAACUCAUUGAAUACAGAAACAUAACAUUUUAAAUAAAAGCAUCAUUAGAGAUGUCUUGAGGGUGAUAAUCAGUUGUCAAGAUUAUCAAUGAGUACAUCAACUCAUCUUAAAAAAUUAAAUGUAAAUUUCGAACAAUUCACAAUUGAAAUUGUUGAGAAUAAAAAAGUUUUGAAGAACAAAAUAAUAAUGAAGGUCGACGAGAUUGAUAAUAUCAUUAAUUAAGAGCAAAUUUGA